UGUAUAAAGUCCCAGACUACCUGAUAGAAGACUAAGGAGAAGAAACUCAGAGACUUGUCAGUUGUGACUUCUCACUGGACAGUAAAGAUAUUACGUCUGAACAAGGGAAUCUGUAACAAAGAAACAAAGUCUACAAAGUAAAAGUCUUUAUCAAGAACGGUCUCUCAACGCUGACAUGAUGUCCCAGCAUGCUGCCUUGACCAGCCUGUUUGGCAAUGACCCUUUCUUCAGCCAGGAACAGUUGCUGUGGCCUCUGCAGCAUGGGGCCCUUUCUUCACUACAGCAAGAAUUCUUCGAUCAGAGAGUCAAACUAGCUGACAGCCUCCUGACGGAGCUACAUGAUGGGCACCCUCUGCUCAGACUUAGCCAUCUGCCCCUCCUUUCCUCCACUUUGGCAGGGCUGAGUGAUGGAAAAAAGCAGCAGAAGGAGACUCCCAGCACAGAACUGCAGAAGGAAGCCCAGCAGGAUGCGGAAAACGGAGACCUCCUGGUGACCCUUGAUGCUCGUGGUUACGCCCCCACUGACAUCACUGUCAAACUGCAGGGGCGGACUGUGGUGGUGGUGGCCAUGAAACAGGCUGGAGCAGAAGAGAGCCAGUCCUGCUCCUCCUCCUCUUCUUGUGCCUCCUUAUGCACCUCAACUUCAUCACAGAUGGGGUUUGUCCAGAAGAUCAACCUGCCUGCUCACCUGGAUCUGUCCGGCCUAUCCUGUUCCCUGAUGGAUGAUGGACAGCUGCGAAUACAUGCACCUGUGGCCAGGCAGCCGAUCAGUGAGGAGCACCAGCUGCCCAUCCGGUUUAGGACAUCGUUGGAAUUUCCCAUUACCGAGGACAAGACAGAGGGGAAGCACACAGACUAAUGGACACAUGGCACACAAUCUACACUUUUGAAUACGUACAUACUUUUUUGUGUCCACAUACAAAUAUACACACUUCCACUAAAAGACUGUCUGUGAGUAAAGUUUACAAUUACUAAAUGAAUAGAAUAUUUAUUUUGUAAUUAUUUGCAAUUUGUAUAAACAAUAUAUAGAACAUAAAGUUUUAAAAUAUCAGAAAAUUGUGCUACUAGUGCCUGUUUGGUGCAGGGAUUUAUUAAAUAAAUAGAUAACUACUGUU
This is a messenger RNA of Lates calcarifer (barramundi perch), 1115 nucleotides long. RefSeq names its product heat shock protein, alpha-crystallin-related, 9 (gene hspb9). The transcript has 2 exons. NCBI's taxonomy places the organism in Eukaryota, Metazoa, Chordata, Actinopteri, Centropomidae. Gene Ontology annotation, biological process: response to heat; protein refolding. The record is from RefSeq and is a predicted model, not a curated record. Bases 176 to 859 code for a protein of 227 amino acids. Gene Ontology annotation, molecular function: protein folding chaperone.